This is a messenger RNA of Papaver somniferum (opium poppy), 1807 nucleotides long. RefSeq names its product abscisic acid 8'-hydroxylase 4-like. The record is from RefSeq and is a predicted model, not a curated record. Gene Ontology annotation, molecular function: heme binding; monooxygenase activity; iron ion binding. NCBI's taxonomy places the organism in Eukaryota, Viridiplantae, Streptophyta, Magnoliopsida, Ranunculales, Papaveraceae. Bases 75 to 1535 code for a protein of 486 amino acids. The transcript is spliced from 9 exons. Gene Ontology annotation, biological process: multicellular organism development; brassinosteroid biosynthetic process; brassinosteroid homeostasis.
GGGAAUUAUUGUUUAGCUAAAUGCACUUGAAAAUUGCGUUAGAAAUUGAAACUAGAAACAUUUGAGUUUUGAGAAUGGGUGGUGAUCCUAUUCAAGUUCCAUUUUAUUUCCUCAUCUACUUACUUUCAUUACUAAUCGUAGUGUUAUUGUUGAUUCAAAUUGCUAAGAUAAUCUUAUUUUAUCAUCACCGUAAGCCGGUUGCAUCUACCGCUCAAACUCCUCCAGGUAGCUUAGGAUUCCCUUUUAUUGGCGAAACCAUACAGUUCUUAUCAGCUAAUAAUAGCACCAAGGGGUUCUAUGAUUUCGUUCUCUCUCGACGACUCAGGCAUGGGAAGUGUUUCAAAACCAACAUUUUUGGGGACACGCAUGUGUUCCUGUCAGGUAGUACUGAAUGCGCAAAAGCAGUUCUUGGAAGUGAUUUUGUGAAUUUCAACAAAAGAUAUCUAAGAUCAAUAGCACAAUUGAUUGGAGAACAUAGCUUAUUACUCAGUGCAACUCAAGAACAACACCGGUUCCUCAGGAGCAGUCUAGGGACUAACCUCGGCUCCACAUCUUUUAUCUCUUCUUUUAUCAAACAAUUUGAUGAGUCCAUUAUUAACACUCUGGCAGACUGGGCACAAAGAGAUACUAAUGUGAUUGUAUUCGAGGAAGCUCUUAAGAUAACCUUUAAGGCAAUGUGUAAAAUGAUCUUUAGUUUAGACGAUGCGGAUGGAGAAUUAGUGGAUAUGCUUUGCAAGGAAGUUGGUAUAGUUUGUGAAGCAAUGUUGGCGUUUCCUCUCAAGUUACCUGGGACUAGAUUCUACAAUGGCCUCAAGGCAAGAAAAAGAUUCAUGGAUGAGAUAAAGAAGAUAAUAAAAGAAAGGAGGACAAAAACAGCAACCAAGGAAACACAACAUUGUUAUCAAGAUUUGUUACAGUCGCUGAUCCCCGGAUCAUUAUCAGAUGAUGCUAGUAAUCAUACACAAGUGAUGAAUAUGAGUGCUGCUCAAAUACAAGACAACAUCUUGACUAUGAUCAUUGCUGGUCAGGUAACAACAGCAAGUGCAAUGACUUGGAUGGUGAAGUACCUAGAUGAGAAUCAAGAUCUUCAAGAUGUUUUAAGGGAUCAGCAAAUCAAGUUAGCACCACCGGGAUCAUCUCCUCUUACACUCGAAAACCUGAAUGAAAUGUCUUUGGCUUCCAAGGUUGUUAAAGAGACUUUAAGAAUGGUAUCAAUAGUACCCUGGCUUCCAAGGGUGGCCCUCAAAGACACUCACAUUGAAGGUUUCAUUAUAAAGAAGGGAUGGAUGGUUAAUAUUGAUGCAAAAUCAAUACAUCUGGAUUCAGCGGUCUACAAUGACGCCACUAGGUUCAAUCCAUCAAGGUUUGAUGAACAUCAUCUUUUGAUGCCGUAUAGCUUCUUGGCGUUCGGGACAGGAGGAAGGACAUGCCUUGGGAUGAAUCUUGCUAAAUCUAUGAUGAUCGUCUUCCUACACCGUCUGAUCACAACUUACAGGUGGGAAGUUAUCGACUCAGAUCCAAAUCUUGAAAAGUAGGCAAUGUUCUCGAGAUUAAAAAGUGGAUGUCCAAUUCAAGUGACAUCUAUUUAAUGCACAACACGAGGAAACUACAGUGUACUUGCUUAAAAUUAGUUUGAGCUCUUUUGGUUUGAUAGUCUUGUUUGAAACUGUAAAAUCCCUUUGCCGGGAGGCACUUCUCCUAGUAAUUCCGGCUAAACACAAUUCUUACCGUUGUACUUGUACAACUGCACCGAUCAAUCAUCAUCAUUUGUACGUGUUAAAUUAUGAGAAACUAAAAUAUUAAUUAA